AUGUCACAAGCUCCCUGGCAAGAUAUUGCUCGCCGAAAGCGCGCUGAACGCGACUCCAAAAUACCUGCCGAAUGGCGAAUAUCUCCAACGUCUGAGAUUGGCAGGCCGAUAGACUUUCUCCCUCGCUGCGGAAUCCUCACAGAACGCGACUUGGCCCUCACCGACCCGACUCAUGAUGCUACCGACUUGCUCUCCCAGCUAUCUUCCGGAAAAGUUACCGCUGAAGAUAUCGUUCGGGCAUUCUGCAAGAGAGCUGCCGUCGCACAGCAACUGACGAAUUGUCUCACUGAAAUCAUGUUUUCAGAGGCCAUUGACCGCGCAAAAUGGCUGGAUGCCGAGUACCAGAGACGCGGAAAGCAGCCUGUUGGGCCUCUCCAUGGCCUGCCAAUCAGCAUAAAAGACAUGUUUCACAUCAAGGGCUACGACAGCUCUAUUGGUACGGCAAGCCUGUGUUUCCGACCGGCCAAAACGACAAGCCAGGCAGUCCAGAUUCUUCUCGACGCUGGCUGCGUCAUCAUCGCCAAAACAACAGUUCCACAGACGGUGCUUACUGCAGACACGGACUCGAUUGUCUUUGGACGCACCAUUAAUCCAUACAACGCUGAAUUUACGGCCGGAGGAUCUUCUGGCGGUGAGGGCGCGUUGAUUGCUAUGGGAGGCUCUGCCUUGGGCCUGGGAUCGGAUGGAGGCGGAAGCGUUCGGAUUCCGGCUGCCGCAUGCGGCGUUGUUGGAUACAAGCCCAGUGCUUACAGGAUACCGAUUGACGGCCAGAGAAUCAUUGGAAAGGGCGUCUUUGGCAUAACAGCGCUUAUUUCGCCCAUGGUGAGUGGCUUCCUGGCGAGAUCGGUAAGAGACGCAAGGCUGGCAGCCAAAGUGGUGUCGGACGCAAAGCCAUGGGAUAGUAGCCCUUUUAUAUACCCGCACCCAUGGAUGGGGUUUUCGUGUCCCAGCAAGCCCCGAAUUGGUGUGUGGCUCAAGGUAGACGAUUUGCAUUUCCAUCCACCUGUUGCACGGGGCCUACGUCUCGCUUACGAUCGACUCAAAAGAGCCGGCUAUGAAGUUGUCGAGCUCGCUCCGCCACCGUUUCAAAAAGCAUCGCGUCUGGGACAACAACUAGCCGAGGUGUUGGAUUUUUCGUAUUUGCGCAAGCUCUUGGAGUCGGAGCCACACACUGAAAUUGUCAAAGCAACAGAGUUAAUCACGCCAAAGUCGGUACCCCCAGAGUUUUCCAUCGAACAUCUACAUGAAAAGAACUAUCAAGUCGCCCGCCUGGCAAUACAAAUGAAGAGAAUGUGGACCGUCGACGACGGUAAAAAGCUAGACGCUAUUUUGUUUGUCACUGCGCCUCACACUGCUCUGCCUUUUGACAAGUUUGUCUGGCUUGGAUUGACGAGUAUAUUCAACAUGAUCGAUUGGUCAAGCAUUUCGAUACCUUUAAACGAAACGGUCGACAGAAGGAUUGAUACUGCGGUUGUACCACCAGAAGAUUACCUCAGUGAGCUAGACGCCUCGAUUCAAAAGCUCUACGACGCUGAAACGUUUCAUGGUUUGCCGCUGGCAGUGCAGCUGAUCGGGCAGAGGUUUGAGGAUGAGAAGCUGUUGGCUGUGGCAGAGGAAAUUGCUCCAAUCUUGGCCAGCAGAGGGCUGUCCAGAUUGUGAUUGCGAGCAUGGAACAGUGGCUGAUGCAACAUCAAUCGCUACAAGAUUCUAUGUGAAUAAAUAUCAAAAUCAUCAUACGUGUGGUUCUUUAGAGUAAAUAACGCCAUGAAUGUUCGUAUUCUC
This is a messenger RNA of Trichoderma atroviride IMI 206040, 1782 nucleotides long. RefSeq lists its product as uncharacterized. The record is from RefSeq and is a predicted model, not a curated record. Lineage: Eukaryota; Fungi; Ascomycota; Sordariomycetes; Hypocreales; Hypocreaceae.